UCCGGGCCGGGUUUUGCGCUGUGUCCCGGGGCUUGUCUCACGGCCUCCAGCCGCCGCCGCUGCCGUGUUUACUGAGCUCGCGCGUCCUGAUAUCACUCCGCUGGCAUGGAGGAGGAGGAGGAGGUGGAGGAGCGAGAGGAGGAGGAGGAGGCGGCGGCGGCGGCGAGCAGUUGAUCAUUGUGAUGGUGGCAGGAGCAGCGGCGGCAGCGGCAGCCCAGCCGAGCGUUAGGGGCUGCUCUCCGCGCGGCGUUUUGCAAAGGACUUCACCGAUCUACUUUUGCAGUCGCCUCGGACUGUCCAUGUGUUUACUUCCCCCAGCCCGAGGAUUCGCUAUCUAGGAUCCUGUGAAAUGCAACUGAGCAGCCAAAGUACUUUGCGAACACGGGGCGGCAUAAACACCAAAACUUUUUUGUGGAAGGAAAAUGCAAUAAGCAAGCUUGCCGUUUUCCGAUGCGGUGUGGAGUGAGUGUGUGUCGCGCGUGUCCGCACUGGAGGCAUAUGCUUGUGUGUGUAUAUGGGGUGUGUUUUUCGGUACGUAGGGAGAAAAUGCUUGCCAACCACCGGAAAUCUCCUGGAAUUUAUUAGAAAAUAAUGGAUUAUAAAAAGAAGGCAGGCGAGGAGCGGAUCUCCCCUUGAGUUGCAACCCGAUUUGCUGCUGGCUCAGUUUGUUGUGAUUCUUUUUGUUGAUAGGUGUCUGAUGGCAUUCUGAUCCCCCCUUUUUUUCUCCUUGAGCUUUACAGUUUUUACAAAAAGGGAAACAAACAAAAAAACCACCCCAAAAAUCUCUCCCCCUUUUUUUUCGCCCCGUCGGGAUCGCUGUUUCCAUCCAUGUGCUUGCGUCUCCCCCGCGUUCCACUUAAACUAUUUUAAUCCUUGGACCCAAGGAGGAGGCUGAUAGGGGGGGUGGAUAAAAAAAGUUCUUCCAAAAUAGUGUGCCCGGGGAGCAGGAUGGGGGAUUUCGCAGCCCCCGCUGCUGCCGCGAAUGGCAGUAGUAUUUGCAUCAACAGUAGCCUGAACAGCAGCCUCGCCGGGGCCGGGAUCGGUGUGAAUAAUACUCCCAAUAGUACUCCAGCUGCUCCGAGUAGCAAUCACCCCGCUACCGGCUGCGGCGGCGGCGGCUCCGGGGGCCCCGGCGGCGGCUCGGCGGCCGUUCCCAAGCACAGCACCGUGGUGGAGCGGCUCCGCCAGCGCAUCGAAGGCUGCCGGCGGCACCACGUCAACUGCGAGAACAGGUACCAGCAGGCUCAGGUGGAGCAGCUGGAGCUGGAGCGCCGGGACACCGUGAGCCUCUACCAGCGCACCCUGGAGCAGAGGGCCAAGAAAUCGGGCGCCGGCAGCAGCAAGCAGCAGCACCAGAGCAAACCCCAGCAAGAUGCGGAGGCUGCCUCGGCGGAGCAGAGGAAUCACACGCUGAUCAUGCUCCAAGAGACUGUGAAAAGGAAGUUGGAAGGAGCCCGAUCACCACUGAAUGGAGACCAGCAGAAUGGUGCUUGCGAUGGGAGUUUUUCUCCAACCAGCAAGCGGAUACGAAAGGACAUUCCCACAGGGAUGGAAGCCAUCAACAGUUUGCCCAACAACAUGCCACUGCCUUCCGCGUCUCCUCUUCACCAACUUGACCUGAAGCCUUCUUUGCCCUUGCAAAACAGCGGGUCUCACACUCCUGGGCUUCUAGAAGACCUAAGUAAGAAUGGUCGACUCCCAGAGAUUAAACUUCAACCCGUUAAUGGUUGCAGUGACCUGGAAGAUAGCUUCACCAUCUUGCAGAGCAAGGACCUCAAACAAGAACCUCUAGAUGACCCUUCUUGCAUAGACACAUCAGAAACAUCGCUUUCAAAUCAGAACAAGCUCUUCUCGGACAUUAACCUGAAUGAUCAGGAGUGGCAAGAGUUGAUAGACGAGCUGGCCAACACGGUCCCUGAGGACGACAUACAGGACCUGUUCAACGAGGACUUUGAGGAGAAGAAGGAACCCGAAUUCUCGCAGCCAGCGACCGAGACCCCUCUCUCUCAGGAGAGCGUGAGUGUGAAGAGUGACCCCUCUCACUCUCCUUUUACGCAUGUCUCCAUGGGCUCUCCCCAGACCAGGCCUUCUUCUUCCGGUCCUCCCUUUUCUACCGUCUCCUCGGCCACCAGUUUACCCUCUGUUGCCAGCACUCCUGCAGCUCCGAACCCCGCCAGCUCGCCAGCAAACUGUGCGGUCCAGUCCCCGCCAACGCCGAACCCGGCCCACACUCCGGGCCAAGCCCCACCCCGGCCUGGAAGCGGCUAUCUCCUCAACCCGGCGGCGGUGGCCGGCUCGGGGCCGGGGCCUGUGGCCGUGGCCAGCUCCGACAUGUCUCCAGCCGAGCAGCUGAAGCAGAUGGCGGCGCAGCAGCAGCAGAGGGCCAAGCUCCUGCAGCAGAAGCAGCAGCAGCAGCAGCAGCAGCACUCAAACCAGGCUUCCAGCUGGUCUCCGUUAGGCCCGCCGUCCAGUCCCUACGGCGCAGCUUUCACUGCAGAGAAACCAAAUAGCCCCAUGAUGUACCCCCAAGCCUUUAACAACCAAAACCCGAUAGUGCCUCCCAUGGCAAACAACCUGCAGAAGACGACAAUGAAUAACUACCUCCCGCAGAAUCACAUGAACAUGAUCAAUCAGCAGCCAAAUAACUUGGGUACAAACUCCUUAAACAAACAGCACAACCUGCUCACUUAUGGCAACACUAAGCCUCUGACCCAUUUCAAUGCGGACUUGAGUCAGAGAAUAACGCCGCCCAUGGCCAAUCCCAACAAAACGCCCCUGAUGCCAUACAUCCAGCAGCAGCCCCCGCAGCCGCCGCAGCCGCAGCUCCAGGCUCCCAGGGCACACCUGAGCGAGGACCAGAAGCGCAUGCUUCUCAUGAAGCAGAAAGGGGUGAUGAACCAGCCGCUGGCCUACGCCUCACUGCCAGCCCACGGCCAGGAGCAGCACCCAGUUGGGCUUCCCCGGACCACCGGCCCCAUGCAGUCCUCUGUGCCCCCAGGCUCAGGCAGCAUGGUCUCAGGCACCAGUCCUGCGGGUCCAGGCUUCCUGGGCAGCCAGCCCCAAGCGGCCAUCAUGAAGCAGAUGCUCAUUGAUCAGCGGGCCCAGCUGAUGGAGCAGCAGAAGCAACAGUUUCUGCGGGAGCAAAGGCAGCAGCAGCAGCAGCAACAGCAGCAGCAGAUUCUGGCUGAGCAGCAGCUGCAGCAGCCCCAUGUACCCCGGCAGCACCUCCAGCCACAGCGGAAUCCGUACCCCGUGCAGCAGGUCAAUCAGUUUCAAGGUUCUCCGCAGGACAUAGCAGCCGUGAGAAGCCAAGCGGCCCUCCAGAGCAUGCGAACGUCACGGUUGAUGGCACAGAACACAGGCAUGAUGGGAAUGGGACCUUCCCAGAACCAAGGGACAAUGGCCACAGCCGCCGCCCAGUCAGAGAUGGGAUUGGCCCCUUACAACACCACGCCUACCAGCCAACCAGGAAUGUACAACAUGAGCCCAGGAAUGACCCAGAUGUUGCAGCACCCAAACCAAAGCGGCAUGAGCAUCGCACACAACCAGGCCCAGGGGCCGAGGCAGCCCACCUCCGGGCAAGGGGUUGGGAUGGUGAGUGGGUUUGGUCAGAGCAUGCUGGUGAACUCAGCCAUGACCCAGCAGCACCAGCAGAUGAAAGGGCCUGUGGGCCAAGCUUUGCAGAGGCCCCAGGGCCCCCCAAGGCUGCAGAGCAUCAUGGGAACAGUCCAGCAGGGAGCCCCGGGCUGGCAGCAGAGGGCCUUACAGGGCAUGCCUGGGAGGACUAGUGGGGAGUUGGGGUCGUUCAGCAACGGCGCCAGCUACUCGCUUCAAGCCGGCCAGCCGAGGCUGACCAAGCAACACUUCCCACAGGGGCUGAGCCAGGUUGUGGACGCUAACACGGGCGCCGUGAGAACCAUCAACCCGGCUGCCAUGGGUCGGCAAAUGAUGCCGCCGCUCCCGGGCCAGCAAGGGACCAACCAGGCCAGGCCGAUGGUCAUGUCUGGCCUAAGCCAGGGCGUCCCCGGCAUGGCAGCCUUCAGCCAGCCCCCAGCCCAGCAGCAGGUGCCCAGUGGCAGCUUCGCUCCAAGCGGCCACGGCCAAGCCUAUGAGCGGACUGCCCCUCAGGACAUGUCUUACAGUUACAGUGGAGAAGCGGCCGGGGCGUCCUUUCCCGGCCUCUCGGACAGUGCCGACCUCGUGGACUCCAUCAUCAAGGCCGGGCCAGGGGAUGAGUGGAUGCAGGAGCUCGACGAGUUGUUUGGAAACCCCUAGUUCAGAGGGGCCCCAAAUGGGAAAGAGAAACAGGAUGUGGACCCAUCCUUGUUUUUUGUUUUUUUAUCCCACGUAAACUGAGCAGAACUGCAGCUGGCUGACAGUGGAGGAUCCAGGUGCCGAUCCACAGCCCUGCGGGGCGUCAUUUCACCUGGUUUUCACACCGCAGUCGAGCCGAGACACUGUGCGGACCCGGCUGCGCGAGGGAGGCACACCGGAGGCAGGUGGGCAGGUCGCACUUGAGCCCCCAUCUCAACACGCCCUGUGGUCCUAAGAGCUGCUCUGGCCCCAGGCAAGGACGGCCGUCCAAGGCGAGGCAUCCGUCAGCCCCUUCUGGCCCAGGUGCGGAGGCUGCAGCUCUGGAGACCCAGAGACAGAGCCUCGGGCAGGAGCCCCACAGAGGCUGCUGGGUGGUUGCACAGCCAAGAGCGUGGGUCAGACACGUGCUGAGCUCUGGCUGGAAGAGCUGCCAGGUUCCCGACCUGCGACCGGAUGUGGAGGGCAGGCAGGAAGCGUUGUGAGACGUCGUAGGGAGACUGCAGAGGAUCCUGCAGGCCCAUCUCCUGCCCCGUGCUGACCCUCAGGAAUAUCAGAGGCGUUGCUCUUGGCUGUCUCUCGAGGAUAGCCAAGUGAGCUGGGAAGAAGGUUUGUCCUGCUGUCCCAGGGCCAGCCCUCUGCUGGUGACCCUACUGGCCAUCGCUCCGGGUAGGGGGGCUGGAGCCCAGUACCACAGUGACACAGCAAGGCGGUUCCCAUCUACUGACGGCACCACAGGGUAGAGAGAACCAGGCGGACGCUGUGUGCCUGCCCCAUGGCCGCCUUCCUCUCCCACCCACCUUUGUCCCUCCUUGUGUCCAUCUAAGCACCUUCCAAGAAGAAAUGAAGCUUCUGUCCAUAGGGAGCCUGGGCAGAGUCCAGAUAAAUGCAAGAAGAACUUGGACAAUGCCUGGAUGCCAAGGCAACACUGGAGUGUUCUUUCUCUACCAUGCGUGGCGCGGAGCGAAUCGUCUCUGCCUGGAACUGAGCAGGCCCCGUCGGGGUCACACACUGCAUCUGGCACUUCUGCUGUCCCCAGGGGGCCGGCCUGGAGGGCUCCCUUUGGGAAAACUCCAGGGGUGAUGCUCCAACAUCGGCCUUGCCCUGAACCCCUACUUACUGGAAAGACAAGUCUAAACCCCCGAGAGAGGGGUCACUGAAAGAGCAAUCGCUCCACCUUACACCUUUGAUGACAAAAAGGAGGGAGACAUGGUUCCUUUCGUAUGGGCAAACUCAUCCACUCAAAAGUCCUGUACAGCUGUUCUCUGUCAUUCACUCAGACCCCCCCUAACUGAGGCCUGUCGGAAGGGGUCAGCAAGCCCUGGUGGUGAAGCUUGUCUCCUGUGUACAAGAACUUCGUGUAAACCCUCCCCCCUCCCACUGCCCCGUUUUGGAGGCCGUGUGGCGUAACUGGUCCUCAGUGAGUGAGGGGGUGUGUGCUUUCUCCCCCGCCCCUCCCUCCGGGUCCUGAAGGCUGGCUCCCUUUGGGCUGUCACAGUCAACUCGCCACACCGGAGCCCGAGCCGGGGACCGCGGGGAGCAGGCCUGGCAGCCCUGGGGGAAGGUCCUGCGAAGGGAGUACAGAGGGAAAGCUGGGUGCACAGCGGGCAAACCUGCCCUGACUUGCUCGCCAGGUCCUAAGGUCAUAGGUCUAUUCAGAAGGGGCAGGGCGGAGACAGAGGUGGCCAGGCGGGCAGGCGCCCAGGCAGGGGCCGUGCCCUCUCUGGGAAGAGGUGUUAGCAGGGUGACCGUGAACACCCUUCGUGGGGAGAGACACCCCCAGGGAAACUCCUGCGUGGAAACAGAUGCAAACCAAAAUCAAAAGUAAGCAAGCAAGAAGACGAUAUGUAAUUGCCUUUUUCUGAAAGGUACAGGAAACAAAUACAUAAGCAACGAUGAGAAGCUGGAGGUGGCUGCCGGACGGGGUCCCUGUUCCUUUUCCAUCGCUUCCUCCGAGUGCUCAGUCCUGGGACCAACGAAAUAGGUAGAUUUUAAUAACGUCGUUUUGGUUUUGUUUUUACUACGGUGCUGAUGUAUAUGUAAUGUCUAAAAAAGUUAUUUGUAAAUAAGUUUUUACAGUACUGCAGAUAUCACUGGGUCUACUAUCUGUAAAAAUAUACAUAUAAAUAUAUAUAUACUGUUUGUUUAAAAUAGAGUAUUUUUAUUUCAUCCCGUAACUCAUCAUCACAGCAAUGCUAUUGCACUUCAGAUGACAUCUGACUACUGAUUUGUACUGUAUGGCAACUCGCUCCAUUUAUUCAGAUUUUUCUAGUUUUCUCUUUUUACUUUGUACAUUGAGCAUUGCUUAUUUCCUCUUCAGAAAUGUACAGAACUCUGAAAUGUAGAAAUGAUGUUGACAUACCACUUUUAAA
Messenger RNA from Molossus molossus (Pallas's mastiff bat), 6683 nucleotides. RefSeq names its product mastermind like transcriptional coactivator 3 (gene MAML3). Gene Ontology annotation, molecular function: transcription coactivator activity. Gene Ontology annotation, cellular component: nucleoplasm; nuclear speck. Gene Ontology annotation, biological process: Notch signaling pathway; positive regulation of transcription of Notch receptor target. The transcript is spliced from 5 exons. The coding region runs from base 949 to 4275 and encodes 1108 amino acids. The record is from RefSeq and is a predicted model, not a curated record. NCBI's taxonomy places the organism in Eukaryota, Metazoa, Chordata, Mammalia, Chiroptera, Molossidae.